GGCAGCAGACGCAAACCGUUCUUUUCAUUCCGUGUCUCGUCUCAGCACCAUGCUCCAGCUGCUAAAGAGGUGUCUGGCUCUCCUGUUGUUAUAUCAGAGUUGCCUUACAGUGUACUGUGAUGAUGUUGUCUAUAUGAAUGGAAUAGAAGGACAGAAUCUGACAGUGCCAUUCACCUUUAAGAACACAAUUCAAUCCAACAGCCGUGUGUACGUAUACCAAGACAGCACAAAGACUCACUCCUGCAACAUAUCCCAGAAACUUUGCUUGCCUUCUGUAAACCAUACACUACUCACCAUCUACAUCAAGAGUGUUUCCCAGGGAAAAAUCUGUCUGAUUUUCCCACAUCUCGUGCACAGUGGAGUAUAUAACCUUGCUGUAUUUGCGGAUAUAAAUAUGGAAGAAAGCAACAAAGUGAACUUGACUGUACACCCUGCUAAGUACACAACAAACACCACAGUUGCAGCUGCCUCACCCAAUAACACAUCCUUCCAACUGGAGCAACUCGAAAAGAACCUCAGCAUAUGGAUGUUUGUUCCUCUGCUGGUUGUAGUGGUGAUGUUGCUGAUUGUUCUGUUUGGCACAUUUUACUGGAGGUACAGGUGGAAAACAGAGAAAACUGCAGAUGUAAACUCCACAUCACCACCACAGGUGAUUCCUGAUGUUACCUGUGUCGAGUACUGUGUUCUGGAUUUUCCGGAUCGACCUGGAGAGAAAGUGAGGAGCUCAGAAGACCGAGUGGAGUACUCCCCUAUCAUGUUUCCGCCAAGAAAACCCGCAGCACGAGACAAUGAGACAAAAUCAACCACACAAAAAAGCAAGACAAAAGUGACAACACUGCAGCAUGAGGCGAGAGAAACAGGCAAAGUGUCUGACAAACCAAAAGCAUCAAAACCUAAACACCAGAGAGGUCAAAAAAAAGCACAAUGUCAAGUUCAAAAGGCACAAGUGUGAUUCAUAUAAAGAGAUUUUAGGCCAUUAAAUCUACUGUGCUCCUUUUUAGUUUUUCAGAAAGUAUUUUUUGCCAGGCAUAUUUCGGGACUCACUGCUACAUCCCUGAUGCUCGCGGCUCAUCCUGACCAAAUGUCUCUUCAGGUGCUCUGUUUUAAGGUUCAGUCUAUUACAGUUUAAUCAUAUUCCUGCAGUGGUGAUAAAGUGCCUUUGUUCACUUUCAUUCAAAAUCUGCAACAAGAAACAUGGCACAACAACUGAGAAAAUUCAUAGAAUGUACUGUAAAAGUGAACAUUUUUUCCCUUAAUUGGUUCACAACUGUUUGUGCACCCUACAUUCUACAUAAUCCUAUUGCAGUGCUGAUACUGUAUCUCAGUGUGGUCACACACAUCUUUAUGUCAUUAGUGUUAUUCUGCAGUUCGUCUUGUCCUGCUACAGUCUGAUAAGCGCUGAUACUUUACCUUUUGUAAUAAACGAUGAUGGGAAUUGGAUGAAGGAAUUAAGAGGGAUGUCGCAGUGGGUUUCAGGAAUAAAACAUACCCAGAAAGCUUUGCUUUACUUGAGUACUUCUUACCCAGUAAAAGUGGGUAAGUUACUUACCCACUUUUGAGUGAAGAAGUAAAGUGGUCAAGGCCACAUUGUUAAUAGUAUUGAAACACAAUGAUAUGCUUGGUGUGAGGAUACAAAGAGAAUGUUUGUGUGCAUUUGGGAGAAAUGUUGCUGUUUAAAUACACCACACACACAAAAUAACAGCAAAAAAAAUAGACUCUGUGUGUGUGUUUGUGUGCAUUGCAGUGCAAUGCGCCCUUCAUUCUUAAGUGACAACCACAUGCACCAUGGUGUGAAAUACCUAAUGGCACCCACACACACAUAAACACACACAGUUGUCUAUUUUGCUUUAUUGUUGUGUGUGCCUAAAUCAUCACGCAUAAACUGCUACACCACAUUUUAUUAAAUGUAGUAAAUACAGUAUAUAGUCAGACUGAAAAGUCAAUAACCAAUGUUAAUGUAUUGAACAAAAACAACAAUCUUAAUAGGUUUUGUUAAAUCCUCAAAAACAUAAAACGGGUUAAGAAUGUGUGUAAAGGUUAACAUGUAGAAGUUUGUAAGUCGAAAAUGCAAAAUUAAGUUUAUAUAGUUUUACUCUUAUUGGGUCCUGUCUUUUCAGUCUGCCUGCAUUCUACUAGUAUAGCAAAGAAUAUCAGUAUGAUGAUAUACAACAAUAAUCUAUUAUAGGUAUUUUGUACCCGUGUAUAUGCUGCCAAACAAUUAGGAUCUGCAAAUUAAAUCAAAUUAAAUCUGCAAAAAAAAAAAAUCUUUCUCAAAAUAAAACUACAUUGAGAGAGUUUUUAACAUUUUGUGUUACAUGCUGUAAAGAGUGUCUGAAGGGUUACUGUAUAUUUAGUUCAUGCGCAGAACACACUCUUUUUUCAUACCCUUAUGCCAAAAAACUUACUUUGUAUGUCGAUAAAAGAUU
Molecule: messenger RNA, 2426 nt
Organism: Clarias gariepinus (North African catfish)
Lineage: Eukaryota; Metazoa; Chordata; Actinopteri; Siluriformes; Clariidae
Exons: 5
Coding region: 50-952 (300 amino acids)
Source: RefSeq, a predicted model, not a curated record